GCAACCUUUCCUCUUUCAUAUUCUCUCUUCUCUCUCUUUCAUUGGCCUUUCACUCUCUCUCUUUCCAUUACAACUUUUCCACUUCCCUCAACAGACAUCCCUCCUCUUUCUCCUCUUCUCUUCUUCUUCUUCCCCACUUCUUUCUAAAACCCCAUUUUCAAUUCUUCAUUUUACAGUCCCUGAUGAUCGCACUAGCGUCAAGUUAAGAAGAGAUCAAACCAAAAACCAUCCCAUCAAUGGGUUCCUGUGCUUCAAUCCAUAGAAAUUCCGAUUCCGCCAUGAAAUUCAGACUUUCACUUGCCUCCAAAACCAACGAUAUGCCAAUUCCCCCUUCACCCAUCAAAGAUAACAACACUCCCAUCAACGCCAGCCUCUUCCCCAAAUCUCAAACCUCCCCUUCUCACUUGGGUAGCAAAGAUGAAGCGUUUUUCGAUUCUCGAGGCUGGUUGGAUUCGGAUUGUGAAGAUGAUUUCUACAGUGUCAAUGGUGAUUUCACUCCUUCACGAGGAAACACUCCGGUACACUCCAGCUUCUCCUUUGGUACUCCUCGGAUCAAUCAAGUUCAUGUCGUUGAUGAUCGAACUCCAAUCGCCAUUCCUGAACCAUCACCAACAGGAAAGAAGAAGCUGGCUGAUCUUUUCAGGGAGAGCUCUAGAAAUGGCACAGACAUACAAGCCAAACCAACUCUAAAUGAACUUGCCUUGCAGUCGAAUCCCGAAACGCCUUACAUGUCAGGAACAAACUCCGUAUGCAGCAGCGAGAGGACCCCAAAUGGAGAUGUCUUGAGUGAGAAGGAGAGGCCAUUUGGAUCUGUACAAUGCUGCCUCCCGAGCUUGGGAUCAUGCCGUAGCUUCGGUGACCGGAGGAAGAAGGCGAGUCCUGCCAUAGCCGUAUAAUACAAGCUUCGAAACAUGCCAUAAGCUGCGAAAUCCCCUCUGAUUCUGCCAUUAAGACACCCCAAAGCUCAUGGAGCUCACAAUUGUUCACAAAUGUGUAAAGUUCUGAAAUAUCAGAUACAGAUGCAGCAGCAGUGAUCCAUAGCAUAUCAGAAUAUUGCUGUUGUUGAAGGCAAUGGUUAUAUAUAUACAUACAUAUAUAUGUCAGACUCCUAGUACAGUAUCUCAUAUCAUAUCAGAAUAUGUAAGAAAACAUAGAGGAGAGAGGAAAAGGAAAGGGAAGUAAAGUAAUAUGACUCUUUUUUUUGGCACCUUAAGUUUGUUUCUUACUAUGAGAAUUAUAAUAAACAGCCUAUGUGUUAGUUAAUAAAAGAAAAAUAAAUUAAUUAUUAUUAUAAA
This is a messenger RNA of Benincasa hispida (wax gourd), 1295 nucleotides long. RefSeq lists its product as uncharacterized. The record is from RefSeq and is a predicted model, not a curated record. NCBI's taxonomy places the organism in Eukaryota, Viridiplantae, Streptophyta, Magnoliopsida, Cucurbitales, Cucurbitaceae.